Brassica napus (rape) is the source of this 1137-nucleotide messenger RNA. RefSeq lists its product as uncharacterized. NCBI's taxonomy places the organism in Eukaryota, Viridiplantae, Streptophyta, Magnoliopsida, Brassicales, Brassicaceae. The transcript has 3 exons. The record is from RefSeq and is a predicted model, not a curated record. The coding region runs from base 1 to 1137 and encodes 378 amino acids.
AUGGAGGGACACUACAAGGUGAUUACAGUACCGGUGGCUCUAAAGGGUAGUGGAAACUACCUGCUGUGGUCAAGGCUGGUGAAGACAGCCAUUGGGAGGCUAGGGUUGUGGAGUCACAUCACGGAUGAGGCACCAAGACCAGUGGCCAAGGAAGGAGAAGGAGGUGGAGGUGAAGGAGAUCAAGUUGCGGCCGCCGAGAAGAAAUGGAUACAAGAGGACUUGAUGGUGCUUUCAGUGCUACAAGGCUCUCUUGAAGUCCAUCUCUUAGAUGCCUACAGCUACUGUGAGACUCCUAAGCACCUAUGGGAAACACUCCUGAAGACCUUUGGGAACACAACCAAUCUGAGCCGGGUGUUUGAGCUCAAGAGAGCUAUCAACAACCUUGCGCAAGAAGAGGAGGAGUUCUCUAAACACUUGGGAAAGUACAGAUCUCUCUGGUCUGAGCUGGAGACCUUGAGGCCAAGCACCAUUGAUCAAGAGACUCUCAUGGAGAGGAGGGAACAAGAUCAAGUGUUUGGUUUGAUGCUGACUUUGAAUCCGGCCUUUGGUGAUGUUAUUAAGCACAUUCUGAGGUCUCCAAACCUUCCAUCUAUGGAGGAGGUGUGUGCACAACUCCAGAAGGAAGAAGGGACUCUCGGCUUGUUUGGGGGAAGAGGAGAUGUAGCUCUAUCCAACAAGGCUGAGGCAAUCCAAGCUAACAAAGCUGCUUACCGUGGAGAUGAAAGGAAGUUUAAGACAAGUGAAGCCGGCGCAUCAGGAGCUGGUUCAUCUGGUCAUGCGGGUGAAAGUGAAGGAAGAGCUUUAGCCUCUCACCUCCAAGGAGCCGGGAAGAACAUGGAUCAUGAGGUGAUUAGGAAGUCUGACAUUGAUGCCCUGAUCAAAGCCCUCAAAGAGUCUGGUAACCCCAUUGAACACACCCUUGGUUAUUCAUACUCUGCUCGUGUGUUAUCUAGAACUUGUGAUAGGCUGCUAGAUAAUCUUGAUAGUAUGAACAUGGGAGAUGGAAAGCAUAGGAUUUAUGCUGCUGAAAAAACACCUAGAACUAAUGAUAAGUUGCUAGAUGUUAUAGAUAAACUAAAACUGAUGAUCAAAUUGCCUAGUACUCACCUUGCUCAAAAAUACCUAUUAAAGGAGUAG